Molecule: messenger RNA, 2043 nt
Organism: Heterocephalus glaber (naked mole-rat)
Lineage: Eukaryota; Metazoa; Chordata; Mammalia; Rodentia; Bathyergidae
Gene: Meox1
Product: mesenchyme homeobox 1
Biological process (GO): somite development; positive regulation of transcription by RNA polymerase II
Cellular component (GO): nucleus
Molecular function (GO): RNA polymerase II cis-regulatory region sequence-specific DNA binding; DNA-binding transcription factor activity, RNA polymerase II-specific
Source: RefSeq, a predicted model, not a curated record
CCCGGCCUGGGCUGGGACUGACCAUGAGUGGCAGCCUCCUCCACAGACAGUAGCGGGCAGCGUGCCGGGCGCAGGAGGCACUUGGACCUCAUGUGCGCACACGCGCGUGUGGCCUCUGGACAGACUGUCGUUUUGGCUGUGGUUUUGGCUCUCGGGGUGACCGGUGUUGAGCAUUUUCCCUUCUCACUUGGCUUCUGUUGAUUCGGCGUUCUUUAACAUCUGCCCCCAAGAAGUGCAAAGCGUGAGCCUGUGCUGGGCGGUGGAGCCCAUGGACCCCGCAGGAAGGCCCUGCCUGAGGAGCCCCCUGGGUCCGGGCCCAGGCUGGGGUUGCCUGCGGAACCCCCAUGCCGAGGGCAGCGAGGCCUCCGUGCCUGCCCCCUGCGCGCCAGCCCCGUUCUCCUUCCAUCAGAAGCCGGACUUCCCAGCUGCCGCUGCACUCUCCGACUUCUCAGCCUCCUGCCUGGCCGCCACCCCGCACAGCCUGCCCCGAGAGCAGCACCCCGCCUUCCCGCAGCCGCCUGAGUGGCACCUCCCCGUCUCUGGCUCCGUCUCCGAGGCCCGGCAGAGGCUGCACCUGGGCCCAGCCUCAGGAGGCCUGGGUGAGGGGUGCAGGGUGCUGGGGCGCGCAGCCGGCGAGGCAGAGAGGAAGCCGUCCAGGCGGAGGAAGGAGACUGCAGAUCCGCAGGAGCCCGGCGGGAAGGCGGAGGGUGGCAAGGCCCGCAAGGAGCGGACCGCCUUCACCAAGGAGCAGCUGCGUGAGCUGGAGACCGAGUUCGCGCACCACAACUACCUGACGCGCCUGCGCAGAUACGAGAUCGCCGUGAACCUCGACCUCUCCGAGCGCCAGGUCAAAGUGUGGUUCCAGAACCGGAGGAUGAAGUGGAAGCGGGUGAAGGGGGGCCCGCCUGCCUCCCCCCAGGGCCAGAACCCUGACGAUGGGGAGUCUCCGGCCUCCCCCAGCUCAGAGUGAGGAGAGCAGGGGACCUGCCCACACCACGCACCCCACGCCGGCACUGACUGGGGCAUGGAGCUGCCUGGCAUUUCCCUGUCGGACAGCCACUGGCCUGGCCGUGUCUCGGCCUGAGGGAAUCACACGGCCCACUGAGCUGCAUGGAUCCGGAAGGAGCUUCCGGAAGCUGCCUCUUGGGGCCUCUGGCCACUUCCUCCUGCCGGCCUCCUGCAGCCCAGCCUGGAUCCCCUGGUGACUCACAAAGCAAGCGCUGGGACAGAAGGAAGUGCUGGAGACACACACGGCCGCUUCUCCUCUCAGCUCUCGUGGGGACUGAGGGGUGAGGAGGUGACUUGAGCUUCGAGUUUCUGCUCCACUGGGAGAAGACAGAGGUGGCCUGGGUGGGUGCUGUGUCCCCACCGGCGCUGGCCCACCUCACUUCAGGGUGCAGCUGGGACAGGUGAGCAGAGGCCUGUGGCACCGAGCAGCUCCCCUUUCCCACCCUGCGAUUUCCGAUGGAAGCCCUCCCCAUGUCCACACUGGGAGCUCAGGCCUGGACAGUGGCUCCCCUGUCCCAGGCACAGGAGGCCACAUGAGAGGCCGGGUGGGGCCCGGGAAGACCCUGGGGUAGAGCGUCCUUCAGCCUCGUGUCCUGUGCUCCCCAAGGACUCCAGCCCCUCCUGCAGCCCCUCCUGGAGCACCUGUGUGCUCGGCAGGCCUCUGUGGUCCAGUUACUGAGGGGUGGGCGAGUGCACUGCUGCAGCUCCGGGGAAGUCGCCCAGGGACAGGUGGCCAAGCAGCCCGGGGCACCGCAGCCCGGGGCACCACAGCCCUGGCGAGGGACACACUGCCACCCUGGCACCCCCUUCGGGGUCUCUGGUCCCAGCUGGUGUUUCAGGGGGAGACUGGGAUCUCUGGCAAGCAGGUUUCAUCUUUCCUGGGCAGAAACGACCCUCCCUCCCCAUAGUGAUCCCCAAGCGAGAUGGCUGCAGCGAGCACGUGUAACUCUCUUCUAGUGCAUAUUUCAUAUACUUUCUGAGGUGACAUCAAUCUAACUGUAUCAGCUCAAUUCAUUUUGUAAGAAGAGAAUGGAG